Messenger RNA from Lineus longissimus, 5112 nucleotides. RefSeq lists its product as uncharacterized. The record is from RefSeq and is a predicted model, not a curated record. The transcript is spliced from 3 exons. NCBI's taxonomy places the organism in Eukaryota, Metazoa, Nemertea, Pilidiophora, Heteronemertea, Lineidae. Bases 311 to 4972 code for a protein of 1553 amino acids.
CCCUUACGGUUAUCCAAAAGUGCCAUCUGUGAACCAAUUAGUCAACUACGAUAUCAUGAAAUCCUAUUAUUGUUUCCAAUUUUGAUAAAAUGUGCCAAUUUCGCAGCGAUCAAACUAAAAGAUCAGCGUAGGAGAUAAUAAAGACGCUACUCCGUGUAUCACUCAUCCUUUUGGUUUCGUGGCAGAGAUCACUGAUGAUAAAUUACUACCAAAACAGGAGUGGAAAAUCGAUUUGUUGAAAGCACAAAAAAAACGAAUCGUGCGAAACACAUGAAAUUAGCAGAUAUACUGUACAAUCUCUGUGACCUUGAUGGACGACCCCAGUUGGUUGGACAGAUGGUCGAGUAGCGCAAUAUUUUUUUAUUGGGCAAAGAAGGUGAUUGACGGAGUGCGAGAUCUAUGUUAUGGUUCAAAGAAGAGGACUUUGUAUUGGCCUAAUUAUUGUGCACCUUUGAGCACUAGGAUGGCGCCAAAAUCAUCCAUCACUUGUGUGCAAUGUGAGAAAUCAUUUUCGACGAAGCAAGGUCUUGUCAGACAUAUUCGCAUUCAUACAGGAGAAAAACCAUUCCAAUGCCAAUAUUGUGAGAAAUCAUUUUCACGUAAGAAGAAUCAGUUGACUCAUGAACGUAUUCACACUGGAGAAAAACCAUUCCAAUGCCAAUAUUGUGAGAAAUCAUUUUCAUGUAAGAAGAAUCAGUUGACUCAUGAACGUAUUCACACUGGAGAAAAACCAUUCCAGUGCAAGUAUUGUGAGAAAUCAUUUUCACAGAAGGGACAUCGAUUGACUCAUGAGCGUAUCCACACAGGAGAAAAACCAUUCCAGUGCAAAUUUUGUGAUAAAUCAUUUCCACAGAAGGGAAAUCUAUUGGCUCAUGGACGUAUUCACACUGGAGAAAAACCAUUCCAGUGCAAAUAUUGUGAGAAAUCAUUUUCACAGAAGGGACAUCGAUUGACUCAUGAGCGUAUCCACACAGGAGAAAAACCAUUCCAAUGCAAAUAUUGUUAUAAAUCAUUUCCACGGAAGGGAUAUCUAUUCAUUCAUGAGCGUAUUCACACUGGAGAAAAACCAUUCCAGUGCAAGUAUUGUGAGAAAUCGUUUUCACAUAAAGGAUAUCUAGUGACUCAUGAGCGUAUUCACACUGGAGAAAAACCAUUCCAAUGUAAAUAUUGUGAGAAAUCAUUUUCACAGAAGGGACAUCGAUUGACUCAUGAGCGUAUCCACACAGGAGAAAAACCAUUCCAAUGCAAAUAUUGUUAUAAAUCAUUUCUACAGAAGAUACAUCCAUUCAUUCAUGAGCAUAUUCACACUGGAGAAAAACCGUUCAGAUGUAAACAAUGUGAGAAAUCAUUUUUCUCAAAGCGGGCUCUUGUCAGUCAUAGUCAUAUUCAUGCAGGAGACAAACCAUUACAACUCAGCUUCAACUGUAAAUAUUGUCAUAAACCCUUAAAGAGUGAGUCUGGCUUACAAAAACAUAAGCGCAGCCACAAUGAUACUUCUCGUAAUACUCGCAAGGUGUCUGAUGCAAGUCCCGGCAAGGAUAAACGGUUAAAGUCAAAAAGUGGCAAAGCUAUGAAAAGUUCUCGUUCAAGGUCUCGUUGUGAGCAAACUGAUGUGGGAGAAGAUGCAGUAGUAUUAACUGGUCCUUCAAAUAGCAAUAAUUCUCCAAAUGGACAAAACCAAGUCCCUGCAUGUUCUGCGACGAAUGAAUGUUUGAUCAGCAGAGAGCCUGAGAGUGAAGUAUCAAAGUUGCCUGCUGCAGUCGGGUGUUUGGACAUGGAUAUCAAGGAUGCUGCUGCAAAAAUGACUGUUAUCGUUGGGAAUGAAACUGUUGGUCUGGGUACUGCCAAAAGUGAAGAUUAUCAAGUUUUGCGGCUGGGUGUGAAACGAGAUUUGAUUGAUCAUCAUUCUAAUCAGCUUGGAAACGUUAAAAGUGAACUCAUUGACAUGUUUGCUGCGGACCAGUCUGAUGGAAGUGAUGAACCAGCUCACACGUCUGCUACAGGGCAGUCCAGGGCUGAACUAGACAUAUGUGCUGUUCAUGUUAUAGAGGAGAGAAAUGUCAACAGUGGGGCCUUCAACCUGCCAUGUAACACAUCUCCUAAAGAACAGUCUAAUGUCAAAAGUGCGCCAUGUAACACAUCUCCUAUAGAACAGACCAAUGUCAAAAGUAAGCCAUGUAACACAUCUCCUAUAGAACAGACCAAUGUCAAAAGUGAGCCAUGUAACACAACUUCUAUAGAACAGUCCAAUGUCAAAAGUGAGCCAGGUGACACAUCUCCUAUAGAACAGACCAAUGUCAAAAGUGAGCAGUGUGACAUGUCUUUACAAGAGCAGGGUUAUAUCAUAGAGGAGGUGAGACCGUGUGAUAUGUUAGGUAACAUGUCUGCUUCUAAGCAGUCAAAUGUUAAUGGUGAGCCAUUUGACGCAUUUCCUAAAGAGGGGGCAAAUGUCAAAAGUGAGCCAAUUGCCACAUCUCCUAUAGAUCUGGGGGAUGACAUGUCUCAAGCAUUGCAUGUUAGGGUAGAGCAGGAAAACUCCAGUUGUGCACAUGAUAUUGAUAUGUCCAAGAUUGAUGAAUACAUUGCAGUGUUUGAUCGCUGGGCAGAAAUGUUGUGUGAAAAUACAGAUAAGGUGAUUGACGGAGUGCGAGAUCUAUGUUAUGGUUCAAGGAAGAGGACUUUGUAUUGGCCUAAUUAUUGUGCACCUUUGAGCACUAGGAUGGCGCCAAAAUCAUCCAUCACUUGUGUACAAUGUGAGAAAUCAUUUUCGACGAAGCAAAGUCUUGUCACACAUAUUCGCAUUCAUACAGGAGAAAAACCAUUCCAAUGCCAAUAUUGUGAGAAAUCAUUUUCACAUAAGAGGAAUCAGUUGACUCAUGAACGUAUUCACACUGGAGAAAAACCAUUCCAGUGCAAGUAUUGUGAGAAAUCAUUUUCAAGUAAGAAGAAUCAGUUGUCUCAUGAACGUAUUCACACUGGAGAAAAACCAUUCCAGUGCAAGUAUUGUGAGAAAUCAUUUUCAGAUAAGAGGAAUAUUUUGAAUCAUGAACGUAUUCACACUGGAGAAAAACCAUUCCAGUGCAAGUAUUGUGAGAAAUCAUUUUCACAGACUGGACAUCGAUUGAUUCAUGAGCAUAUUCACACUGGAAAAAAACCAUUCAGAUGUGUGCAAUGUGAGAAAUCAUUUGUAACCAAGCAAAGUCUUGAAAUGCAUAUUCGGAUUCACACUGGAGAAAAACCAUUCCAGUGCAAGUAUUGUGAGAAAUCAUUUUCACAGACUGGACAUCGAUUGAUUCAUGAGCGUAUUCACACUGGAGAAAAACCGUUCAGAUGUGUACAAUGUGAGAAAUCAUUUUUCUCAAAGCAGGCUCUAGUCGGUCAUAGUCAUAUUCAUGCAGGAGACGAACCAUUCCAACUCAGCUUCAACUGUAAAUAUUGUCAUAAAACCUUUAAGAGUGAGUCUGGCUUACAAAAACAUAGACGCAGCCACAAUGAUACCUCUCGUAAUACUCGCAAGGUGUCUGAUGCAAGUCCCGGCAAGGAUAAACGGUUAAAGUCAAAAAGUGGCAAAGCUAUGAAAAGUUCUUGUUCAAGGUCUCGUUGUGAGGAAACUGAUGUGGGAGAAGAUGCAGUAGUAUUGACUGGUCCUUCAAAUAGCAAUAAUUCUCCAAAUGGACAAAACCCAGUCCCUGCAUGUUCUGCGACGAAUGAAUGUUUGAUCAGCAGAGAGGCUGAGAGUGAGGUAUCAAAGUUGCCUGCUGCAGUCGGGUGUUCAGACAUGGAUAUCAAGGAUGCUGCUGCAAAAAUGACUGUUAUCAAUGGGAAUGAAACUGUUGGUCUGGGUACAGCCAAAAGUGAAGAUUAUCAAGUUUUGCGGCUGGGUGUGAAACGAGAUUUGAUUGAUCAUCAUUCUAAUCAGCUUGGAAAUGUUAAAAGUGAACUCAUUGACAUGUUUGCUGCCGACCAGUCUGAUGAAAGUGUUGAACCAGCCCUCACAUCUGCUACAGGGCAGUCCAGGGCUGAACUAGACAUACGUUCUGUUCAUGUUACAGAGGAGAGAAAUGUCAACAGUGGGGCCUUCAACCUGCCAUGUAACACAUCUCCUAUAGAACAGUCCAAUGUCAAAAGUGAGCCAUGUAACACAACUCCUAUAGAACAGACCAAUGUUAAAACUGAACAGUGUGACAUGUCUCUUCAAGAGCAGGGUUAUAUCAUAGAGGUAGUGAGACCGUGUGAUAUGUUAUGGAACAUGUCUCCUUCUAAGCAGGCGAGUGUCAAAGUUGAGCCGUUUGACGCAUUUCCUGAAGAGGGGGCCAAUGUCAAAAGUGAGCCAUGUGACACAUCUCCUACAGAUCAGGUCAAUGUAAAAAGUAAGCAGUGUGACACGUCUCUUCAAGAGCAGGGUUAUAUCAUAGAGGUAGUGAGACCGUGUGAAAUGUCAGGUAACAUGUCUCCUGUUAAGCAGGCAGAUGUCAAAGGUGAGCCGUUUUACGCAUUUCCUAAAGAGGGGGCCAAUGUCAAAAGUGAGCCAUGUGACACAUCUCCUACAGACCAGGUCAAUGUAAAAAGUGAGCAAUAUGACUUGUCUCUUCAAGAGCAGGGAUAUAUCAUACAGGUAGUUGGACCAUGUGACAUAUAUCCUACAGAUCAGGCCAAUGUCAAAGGUGAACCAGGUGACAUGUGUCCUUUCGAACAGGCCAAGGUGAUAGGUGAGCCAGAUAACUUGUCUCCUAUUGAGCAGGUUGAUAUCAAAAGCGAACCAUGUGACAUUUCUCCUGUAGAGUUCGCCAAUAUUAAAAGUGGAACAAGUGCCACAUCUCCAAUAGAUCAGGGGGAUGACAUGUCUCAAGCAGAGCAUGUUAGGGUAGAGCAGGAAAACUCCAGUGGUGCACAGGUCGAUAUGUCCAAGAUUGAUGAAUACAUUGCAGUGUUUGAUCGCUGGGCAGAAAUGCUGUGUGAAAAUACAGAUUAGGUCAAGAGAAUAUAACUUUUGUAUUCUCCUGUUAAAUAUCGAUGAUUCAAGAAGGCGACCAGUCUUAGUCUCAUGUGUAUGGAGAGUUUGGUUUCCUCUUUUUUAUUGAGUUUUUAGCAUGUUCGUGUAUGUAUGGAAAC